CGUCGGUCGAGAAAAUGAACGGAGCGCACUGGCUGAUAACCGCCACUGUGCUGUGAUGCAAGAAUUGGCAGGAGCACACAAAGGAGGACUUUGAUGAUGAUGAACAGCAGAGUUGGUGGUGGUGGUGGUGGUGGUGGUGGUGGUGGGAGAGUGCGCGUGAGUGCACUGCCGUUGCUGGCAGUGGUGGUGUUUGCAGUGUUGGCCACAGUGGCGUGGGUGGGGGACAGCGUCUCUGUCACAGGAGGACCAAACCCAGACGCGACGCCCAUCCCACUGUUCCAGGCAUACACGAACGCGCUGCCAGAGGACCUCCUGGACAUGCUCAUGGAGGAUGCCUUGCUGUACGACAAGAUGGCCAAGUCCGGUGGCAACCUCAAGUUUGGCAAGCUGCCAACGACGUGGUAUCCGCUGGUAGGCGACGAUUAUCGGCCACCUCGCUUUGCGUCUGAGGUUGCCAUCAGCUUCCUGCGUGACCUUGACUUCCCGGGCGACUUGCUGCACGAGCACGGCGUCAUCGGUGCCGAGUGGUGGUAUCAGGUUCGGGACAGGGACGAGAACAUUGGAUUCCACUUUGACAAGGACGAGGCAGUCGCCUCACUGGAGAUGCGGCUCUCUCAUCCGGUCUUGUCCACCGUCACAUACCUCUCCAACACGGGAGGACCAACCCUCAUCUUCAACCAGUCGUCCAUUGACGGCAACGACAACCAGCCCACAAUACCAGAGCUUGGCGCGCUCUCCUUUCCCGCGCGCAACAAACACAUCAACUUCCACGGAAAUCUCUUGCAUGGUGUCGUGGGUUCGCUCACAAACGCUCCCCAAGGAGUGACACAACGAAGAGUCACGUUUCUUGUCAACUGGUGGAGCGUGAAAGCGCAACCGCCCAACUGCCAGCCGCUCUCGCGCGAUCAAAUCCGGCAGUUUGAAGAGAUUUCACGUGGUGCCGUCGCGCUCAUUGACCAGAAGGCAUUCCAUUCUGCCCACCCGUCGGCACUUGUUGACGUCACAUCACCAGACGAAGCUGCGCAAAUCAGCGACGAUGAGUACUUCACCGUCACGCUCACCCCAGAGGAACGAACACACAUCUGGUGGAACCACUCCCUGCCCUCUGAUGGGACGUAUCAAAUCCGCUGGAAGGGCGAUGCGUUGCUUGGCGGCGUGAGCGUGCUGGACUUGUACGAAGGCCCGUCUGUGCGCCGCGUGUUCUCAACGCCAAAGCCAAAGCUGUUUCUCUUCUAUGAUGAGAACAAGCACAACUUGUGGGAGCUCGAGAAGUUGUUUCUCCCCGCCGUCAAGCCGCACGCCGACGCCUUUCUCAUGUUCACCGCAGAGCGCAAGAAGACAAAGGAUGCCAUGAACACGUUGGGAAUUGUUGAUGGGGAUUUGCCAACUGUCGCAAUCCACGACACAACCGAUGACAACAAGGCCGUCAUGACAGGUAUAUUCUCGCGCGCACGUGUGGAAGAUUUCAUUGCUCGGUUUAGGAAGCAGCACUCAAGCGAGCAGCAACAGGAACAGACACAAGACGAUCAAGAGGAGAAGGAGGAGGAGAAGGAGGAGGACAAGUACCAAGACGAGUAGUUGCCGCUGGUGGCGGCGGUGGGUGACGGUGAAUGAAGGAGAGAGAGAGAAAGGGGAGCGAAGAAGUAACGGAAGAAACUGACACAUGGAUGCGUUGAACACAACACAAUACAACGACUCUCAAGUGGUUUUCACAGAAACGGAAGCAUUGUUCUUCGUCCCGUGUGACAUGAC
Molecule: messenger RNA, 1752 nt
Organism: Salpingoeca rosetta
Lineage: Eukaryota; Choanoflagellata; Craspedida; Salpingoecidae
Exons: 13
Coding region: 94-1578 (494 amino acids)
Source: RefSeq, a predicted model, not a curated record